AUGAAAGAGGAGUCUGGACAAGGUCGCCUAGUACACCGGGCCGAGGGUAAGAGGCCCAAGGUUUCCCGGGCAGGCCAGGUGCAGACAAAGGCCCAGUUUACUCAAAGAGGAGGACAGUCCAGAGCGUUAGUGGGGAGUUCUCCUGGCACAGUGGUAGGGGGAUCUGCCUCCAUACCAUUAUGCAUCCACUAUGAGAGGAGGCACCGAGGAGAGUGCCGACUGUUGACUGGGGGAUGUUUCCGAUGCGGAGCUACAGACCAUUUUCUACGAGAUUGUCCCCAUAGGAGUGUUUCCACUGCCCCACCACCGACUGAGAGAUCUGUCCCUGCAGUUCAGAGGGGUAGACGACCUGCGAGACCAGAGGUGAUGGGUACCUCACAGAGACCAGCUUCUGAAACGAUUGAGCGACCCGAGGCUCGAGUAGCACCUCGUGUGUAUGCUAUGAGGGCACAGGAGGAGCCAGAGCUGGCAGACAUUGCUAGAGGUAUAUUUCUCAUUAUAAAAUUUUAG
Molecule: messenger RNA, 510 nt
Organism: Hevea brasiliensis (rubber tree)
Lineage: Eukaryota; Viridiplantae; Streptophyta; Magnoliopsida; Malpighiales; Euphorbiaceae
Exons: 1
Coding region: 1-510 (169 amino acids)
Molecular function (GO): nucleic acid binding; zinc ion binding
Source: RefSeq, a predicted model, not a curated record